AUGCCACUUCACGCAGCAGGACCAACGCAAAUCUUUACCUUCCCCGACGUGCCCGCGCUCUCGCAAGGGCUCGACACCUACGUCGCCAAGCUCUCGGACGAGGCUAUUCGGCGCCACGGCAAGUUCACUGUUGCCAUCUCUGGAGGCUCGCUCCCCAAACAGCUUGCUGCUGUCUUGAAGCAUAACAAGUCCGUCGACUUUUCGAACUGGAUUGUCUACUUCGCAGACGAACGCUGCGUGCCUCUGGACCACGAGGACUCGAACUACCUCCUCGCCAAAACCGAGCUCUUCGACCACGUCGACAUCCCCCAAGAGAACAUCCACACCAUCGACAACGACCUCGUCUCCGACCCCGAAGAAGCCGCCGAGGACUACAUCUCCCAACUCGCAAAGACAUUCGCCACCAAGGAUUCUGUCCGUUUCCCCGUCUUUGAUCUCAUCCUCUUGGGAGUCGGCCCCGACGGUCAUACCUGCUCAUUGUUCCCCGGACAUCCAUUGUUGAAGGAGAUGACGAGUUGGUGUGCCUAUAUCACGGAUUCGCCCAAGCCUCCCUCGGAGAGAAUUACCUUGACCUUCCCUGUGUUGAACCAUGCCCACCAUGUGGCGUUUGUUGCGGCUGGUGCGGGCAAGCAGGAUAUGUUGCAUCAGCUUUUGGAUGCUCCGGGGCAUCUGCCCGCACAGAUGGUUAAGCCUGUCACGGGUACUCUGAGCUGGUUUGUGGAUGAUGCUGCUGCCGCCAAGAUCACCUCUGCCACCUACAAGGGCCUCGAGCGUCUCUGA
This is a messenger RNA of Linnemannia hyalina, 780 nucleotides long. Lineage: Eukaryota; Fungi; Mortierellomycota; Mortierellomycetes; Mortierellales; Mortierellaceae. The record is from the annotation of a GenBank genome assembly.